This is a messenger RNA of Drosophila innubila, 1843 nucleotides long. It is a transcript of the gene Flo2, whose product is annotated as flotillin-2. The record is from RefSeq and is a predicted model, not a curated record. Gene Ontology annotation, cellular component: plasma membrane. Lineage: Eukaryota; Metazoa; Arthropoda; Insecta; Diptera; Drosophilidae. The coding region runs from base 170 to 1486 and encodes 438 amino acids. The transcript is spliced from 8 exons. Gene Ontology annotation, biological process: regulation of myoblast differentiation; protein localization to plasma membrane.
AUUCAAUUUCGAUAUGCAACUGUUAUAUCGAUAAACGGAAUAAAAAUAAAACAUUACCAAUUCGAUUGCGGAGUUCUGCGCAUUUGCAGUUUGAUCAGUAUACGUCGUGUAAACGUAUAUUAUAUUCAAGUAAUUAAAAAGGAGGACAUUCCCUGCAGAGUCUUCCAGCAUGGGCAACAUACACACAACGGGCCCCAAUGAGGCGUUAAUUGUUUCAGGUGGCUGCUGUGGUUCCACAAAGAAGCGUACAAUUGUUGGUGGUUGGGCCUGGGCCUGGUGGUUGGUGACGGACGUGCAGCGUCUCUCGCUGAAUGUGAUGACACUGAAUCCGAUGUGCGAGAAUGUGGAGACAGCCCAAGGUGUACCUUUGACCGUUACGGGCGUGGCCCAAUGCAAGAUCAUGAAGUCAUCUUCGUAUAAAAAUAAAGAUUAUGCUAACGACGAGGCCGACGAGCUGCUGGGAACGGCCAGUGAGCAAUUUCUGGGCAAGAGCGUCAAGGAGAUAAAGCAGACGAUUUUGCAAACGCUGGAAGGACACUUGCGCGCCAUAUUGGGAACGCUUACAGUCGAAGAGGUGUACAAAGACCGCGAUCAGUUCGCGGCACUGGUGCGCGAGGUUGCCGCACCUGAUGUGGGUCGUAUGGGCAUCGAGAUACUCUCGUUUACCAUCAAGGAUGUCUACGAUGACGUUCAGUAUUUGGCUUCGUUGGGCAAGGCUCAAACGGCUGUGGUUAAGCGAGAUGCCGACGCUGGCGUCGCCGAGGCCAAUCGAGAUGCCGGCAUUAGGGAGGCCGAGUGCGAGAAAAGCGCCAUGGAUGUCAAAUAUUCGACGGAUACGAAAAUUGAGGAUAAUACGCGCAUGUACAAGUUGCAAAAGGCCAAUUUCGAUCAGGAGAUCAAUACGGCCAAGGCCGAAUCUCAAUUGGCAUACGAACUGCAGGCGGCCAAGGUCCGUCAAAGGAUCCGUAACGAGGAGAUCCAAAUCGAGGUUGUCGAGCGUCGCAAACAGAUCGAGAUCGAAUCUCAGGAGGUUCAACGCAAGGAUCGUGAACUCAUCGGCACCGUCAAGCUGCCCGCCGAGGCUGAGGCCUAUCGUGUUCAGACUAUUGCCCAAGGCAAGCAAUGCCAUACAAUUGAAGCUGCACGCGCUGAAGCCGAACGUAUUCGGAAAAUCGGUUCAGCUGAGGCUCAUGCCAUUGAGCUGGUGGGAAAAGCGGAGGCGGAACGCAUGCGGAUGAAGGCGAAUGUCUACAAACAAUACGGAGAUGCGGCCAUUAUGAAUAUAGUACUCGAAUCGCUGCCCAAGAUUGCCGCAGAGGUGGCUGCACCCUUGGCCAAAACGGAUGAGAUUGUGCUGAUUGGUGGCAACGAUAAUCUGACCAAUGAUGUGACACGCCUUGUGGCACAGUUGCCGCCCUCUAUAAAUGCUUUGACCGGUGUGGAUCUAUCCAAGGUUCUAUCGAAAAUACCUGGAGCCAAGGCGUGAAAUCUGCUUGAAUGGGAUGUGCAACAAAUGGCAAUGACGACGUAACCCCCAAUGGAAUUGUAAUAAUUAAAGCGAGAAGAAGAAUCAGUAUGACAAGGAGAUGGCUGGAAAGAGAUAGAAAUUAAAGUAGAGAGAAACAUAGAGAGAAAGAGAGAGAGGGAAUGCAUUUGUUAGAGCGAAAUGAAACGAAAGCGAAUCACUUAUAAAGAAUCGAACGAUUAUCUACAGAUACAAAAAAAGAAAACAACAAUAAGAACAGUUAUAGCAAAAUGUACUCCGAUAUUAUGUGUCAGUGUGUGUGUAUAAAUGUGUGUAUAAUUAAAGAUCAGCUUAAUGAUCAGCUAUAUAUCUAAUCAA